Nannizzia gypsea CBS 118893 is the source of this 3423-nucleotide messenger RNA. RefSeq names its product DNA mismatch repair protein Msh3. The record is from RefSeq and is a predicted model, not a curated record. Gene Ontology annotation, cellular component: nucleus. The transcript is spliced from 3 exons. Gene Ontology annotation, molecular function: ATP-dependent DNA damage sensor activity; ATP binding; mismatched DNA binding. NCBI's taxonomy places the organism in Eukaryota, Fungi, Ascomycota, Eurotiomycetes, Onygenales, Arthrodermataceae. Bases 1 to 3423 code for a protein of 1140 amino acids. Gene Ontology annotation, biological process: mismatch repair; mitotic recombination.
AUGAGUCAAACACCAAGCCUGAAACGAAAACAACAGACGAUAUCUAGCUUCUUCACCAAGACAGUUACUAGUCCGUCAUCAAAUGGCAGCACAACCGAACAGAGGAAAGGGAAAGUGAAUACCAGCAAUAAAUCUACCCCUGAAAUACCUGCCAGAGCAAAAUCGAGACCCCCACCAAGGGGAAAGAGCAAUGGUAGGGAGCAGGGUGUCGAGGAGGACGAUGAUGAGGACGAAGACAUACUCCCGGUGAAAAAGCGGAUAAGAAGCAGCGCCUGGAAGCCUCCCGAGAAGGAGGCAGAGAAAUCGAUAACAGGGGACAGUCAUGCAGAGGAAGAAGAGGUGGAAGAGGUGGAGGAGGAUGGAGAAGAGAUUCGACCAUCUAGCCCUAUACAAAAUGCAGAACCUCAAUCUUCCGCCUCUCGAGCAGAGAAAUUUCGCUUCCAAUCCUCUUCUGCGCAACCCCCAAUAGACGAACAGAUAUCACCCGCGGAGCGCAAAAGAAAGGAUCAGUUACACCAGAAAUUUGUGCGUCGUUUGGGUGGGCCGGACUGCCUUCCGGCGUUGAGCUCUCAUGAUGGUAAUUCAGAGGCAGAUCCUACUGUCGAAGGCACAGCAAGCGACGAAGAGGAGGGCCCUUCCCCGCCUCCCCAGCCGAAGGGCAAAUCUGCUAAAAAGGUUGGAGGUUCUAAAUUGACGCCAAUGGAGAAACAAAUAAUAGAGAUCAAGAACAAGCAUCUUGACGCCGUGUUGCUGAUCCAGGUUGGAUAUAAAUACCAAUUCUAUGGAGAGGAUGCAAGGAUAGCAGCCAAGGUUCUCAGUAUAGUGUGUAUACCAGGAAAACUCAGGUUUGAUGAACAUCCAUCUGAGGCACACCUGACUCGUUUUGCGUCGGCAAGUGUACCUAUUCAUCGUCUCCACGUACAUGUCAAACGACUGGUGGCCGCUGGGUAUAAGGUCGGCGUGGUAAAACAGUUGGAAACUGCAGCUCUGAAGGCUGCUGGCGACAACAGGAAUGCACCGUUUGUACGGAAGCUAACCAACAUGUAUACCAAAGCAACGUAUAUUGAAGAUGACGCCGAGCUUGAACUAUCUGGUUCUCUGGAGCCAUCUACAGGCUACUUGCUCUGCUUGACGGAGAGUGGUGCUAAGGGCCAAGGAGACGGCGAAAAAGUCCAAAUAGGAAUUGUGGCAGUCCAACCAGCAACCGGGAAUGUUAUACACGACAGUUUUGAGGAUGGGUUUAUGAGGAGCGAGAUUGAAACUAGACUGCUCCAUAUAGCCCCCUGCGAGUUACUCCUGGUUGGUGAGCUGUCUUCUGCAACGAACAAACUUGUCCAGCACUUAUCCAAGGGUAGAAUGACUACAUUUGGAGACAGUGUUCGGAUUGAGCGGAGGGAGAAGACCAAGACUGCUGCUGCUGAAGCGCAUAGUCAUAUAUCCAGUUUCUACGCCGGAAAGAUGGCGGCUACAGGAGCACCAGAGGAUACAAAAUCAAGCACUCUACUGGACCAAGUGCUGCAGCUACCGGACGAUGUCAGUGUUUGUUUAUCUGCUAUGAUUAAGCAUCUGACUGAGUAUGGGCUGGAGCAUGUGUUUGACUUGACGAAAUACUUCCAAUCAUUUUCAGCAAGAUCCCAUAUGAUGCUGAAUGGAAACACGUUAACAAAUCUAGAAAUAUACCAGAAUCAAAGUGACUACUCUUCGAAGGGCAGUUUGUUUUGGAGCAUGAACCGGACGCGGACGAAGUUUGGUCAACGUCUACUCCGGAGGUGGGUCGGAAGGCCAUUACUGGACAAAGCGAAACUAGAAGAGCGCACAGAGGCAGUUACGGAACUUCUCGAUUCAGACAAGUCUACUCUUACAUACAACCUGGGAUCUACCUUAACUCAGGUCAAAAUUGACCUUGAAAAAGCUUUGAUUCGGGUAUACUAUGGGAAGUGCACUCGGCCGGAAUUGUUGACAAUGCUGAAAAGCAUGCAGUCAAUCGCUAUGAGCUUUGCCCAUGUAAAGUCCCCAGCUGAUACCGGCUAUUCGUCCCCUAUCCUGAGCGAGUCAAUUGCCAUCCUACCUACAAUGCACGAUGACGUUGUUUCAUACUUGAAUAAAAUCAACGAAACAGCUGCAAAGAAAGACGACAAAUAUGAUUUCUUUCGCGAGUCAGAGGAAUCUGAGGAAAUCGGCGAACAUCGUCUGAUGAUCGGAACGAUCGAGUAUGAGCUUAAAGACCAUUUAAAGUCUAUAGCCGAGACGCUGGGCAAGAAGAAAGUCCAGUAUGUUUCAGUUGCAGGGAUCGACUAUCUAGUUGAGGUUGAGAACUCUCAAGGCGCGCUGAAGAAAGUACCGGCCUCAUGGCGGAAGAUUAGUGGAACUAAAAAAGUGUCACGCUUCCAUACCCCUGAAGUCGUGAAAAUGAUGCGAGAAAGGGACCAACAAAAGGAGUCUCUGGCUGCUGCGUGUGAUACGGCAUUCUUGAGGUUGUUGUCGGAUAUUUCAACGAAAUACCAGCUAUUUCGAGACUGCAUCCAGGCUCUCGCGACGAUCGACGCAUUGCACUCGCUAUCUGUCAUUGCUGCGCAGCCAGGCUACGUUAAGCCAAAAUACACAGAUGAUACAAUAAUAAACAUCUCUCAAGGCCGUCAUCCGAUGGUUGAGAAAAUUCUAAUUGACUCCUAUGUGCCCAAUGAUACCCAGCUAAGCACGGAUGAAACUAGGGCUUUACUCGUUACUGGUCCUAAUAUGGGUGGCAAGUCUAGCUAUGUCCGCCAAAUAGCUUUGAUAUGUAUCAUGGGCCAGAUUGGCUCAUACGUGCCCGCUGAAUCCGCUACGCUAGGCAUGCUUGAUGCCGUGUACACUCGUAUGGGGGCAUUUGACAACAUGCUUGCGGGCGAGUCUACUUUCAUGGUCGAAUUAUCGGAAACGGCCGAUAUCCUGAAACAAGCUACGCCACGUUCACUUGUGAUACUUGACGAGCUAGGCCGUGGAACAUCUACGCACGACGGUGUGGCCAUAGCGCAGGCGGUGCUGGAUUACAUGGUUCGUAACUUGAGAAGUUUGACGUUGUUUAUCACCCACUACCAGAACCUGAGUCGGCUUGCAAGCGCUUUUCCGGGCGGCGAACUACGAAACGUCCACAUGAAGUUUACUGAAACCGGUGACCAGGGACAGGAUAUUACGUUCCUAUAUGAAAUCGGUGAAGGAGUGGCCCACAGGUCGUAUGGGUUGAACGUUGCCAAGCUUGCAAAUAUUCCAGCUGGAAUAUUAGAGGUAGCUCAGGUCAAGUCGGAAGAGCUUGAGGCUAAGAUUAGCAGGAAGAAGAUGGGUGGUAUGCUCCAGGGUAUAUUCCAGGCCCUGUCUGACCAAAACACUAGUGAUAGCACUGAAGAGCAGGUUGAGCGCCUUCUUCAUGAUAUUGAAUUGUUGUAA